This is a messenger RNA of Histoplasma capsulatum G186AR, 426 nucleotides long. RefSeq lists its product as uncharacterized. Bases 1 to 426 code for a protein of 141 amino acids. The record is from RefSeq and is a predicted model, not a curated record. NCBI's taxonomy places the organism in Eukaryota, Fungi, Ascomycota, Eurotiomycetes, Onygenales, Ajellomycetaceae. The transcript is spliced from 3 exons.
AUGGCUAGCAGCUGGACCCCUCCUCCUUUCGGCGCCCCCUGCUGGGUCAACGUCCCCGUCACAGACAUGGCCCGUGCCAAAUCAUUCUACACCAAGGUUUUCAACUGGGACAUUCUGCCCCAGCCCGCCAACCUGGAUGAGAAGCAAAUCGUCCUGUUCAGCUUCCCCAAAUCCGACUCCAGCCCCAAUGCGUUUUGCGGCAGCUUCGAGCGCGUCGAGGCCGCCGCGCACACCAAGAGCGACAACGGCUAUAAGAUGUAUUUCAUGGUGGAGGACGACCAGAAGACCGCUGAGGCAAUCAUCGCCAAUGGCGGAGCCAAACUUAGCGAUCCCGUCCCGGAGGGGGACCAUGGAUUUAUCACCCAGUGCCGCGACUCCGAAGGGAAUUGCAUCGGUAUCUAUGUUAUGAAGAAAGCAUGUUCGUGA